GAUUCAUUCAAUCCAAGUCGAAAAGCAUAAGCAACAUCAAAAUUCAAAAAGCAGCGUCACUACAAAUUUCACACGCAUUGCACGACAGGUGGCACUGGUUAUUCUCCCAUUUCCGCUAUUCGCAAUUUCACACAUUCUUUUUUCCCUAUAUAUUUCAAUUUCUCCCACCCAACCAAAACCAUAUUAUCAUUUCUUUUCUUCCAUUUCUUUCUUGCACGAAUUCCUACCUCUCCUCCUCCACCAUCGCCAGACGGUUAUUUUCCAUUUUUGCCCUUUCAAGCUGAGAACCAAAAAAUGGCGAACGCAGCAUCAGGCAUGGCAGUGAAUGAUGAAUGCAAAUUAAAGUUUUUGGAGCUUAAGGCGAAGAGGACCUACAGGUAUAUCAUUUAUAAGAUUGAGGAGAAGCAGAAGCAAGUUGUUGUUGACAAGCUUGGCGAGCCUGCAAAUGGCUAUGAUGAUUUCACUUCCAAUCUUCCUGCUGAUGAGUGUCGAUAUGCUGUUUAUGAUUUUGAUUUUGUUACUGAGGAGAAUUGCCAGAAAAGCAGAAUUUUUUUCAUAGCUUGGUGCCCUGACACUUCUAGAGUAAGGAGCAAGAUGAUUUAUGCAAGCUCCAAAGAAAGGUUCAAGAGGGAGCUUGAUGGGAUUCAAAUUGAGUUGCAAGCAACUGAUCCUACAGAGAUGGGUCUUGAUGUGUUUAGAAGCCGUGCCAAUUAAACUGUUGUGGUUGAAUAGGAUUUCUUAAAUGGAAUUGUCAAUUGCACCUCAAGCUGUUGGAUGGUAAACUUGGUUAAUAAUAGACUGAUUGGGCAAAAAUUUGGGACAAACUAUUGGUCGAAAUUGUUUCUCGAAGGAUGGUCUGUUUUUAUUUAUCUCUUAGAUGUUCUGGAAAUUCUAAUUUUACCCAAUCUAAUUUAUCAACACUUAUCUCUUUUUACU
Vicia villosa (hairy vetch) is the source of this 936-nucleotide messenger RNA. RefSeq names its product actin-depolymerizing factor 2. Gene Ontology annotation, molecular function: actin filament binding. The record is from RefSeq and is a predicted model, not a curated record. NCBI's taxonomy places the organism in Eukaryota, Viridiplantae, Streptophyta, Magnoliopsida, Fabales, Fabaceae. The transcript is spliced from 3 exons. Bases 295 to 714 code for a protein of 139 amino acids. Gene Ontology annotation, biological process: actin filament depolymerization. Gene Ontology annotation, cellular component: cytoplasm; actin cytoskeleton.